GGCUUCAAAUGGUAGGUUGAGAGAUUUCUGGUUGUCUUUUCUCUUGGAAGGAGAGACGGAUUGCUUGGCUUCGUGGCGAAGAGGGUAUAAGAAGGGAGUGUGGUCGCGUGGAGCUGUGGUAGACAACAGAGAAUUUGCUUCAGUCUCUCACGCUUGUCUCAUCUAUACUGCUCUAACUCAAGAUGAGGUGUUUCUACGCCUUCGUGACGGCGUUCUUUGUGCUGUUCCAAACAGUGCUGGCCUUGUCGCCUGCGGAAUGGCGUUCUCAGUCGAUUUAUUUCCUCUUGACGGAUCGGUUUGGUCGGACGGACAAGUCCACCACGGCUUCGUGUGACCUGAGCAAGCGCGAGUAUUGUGGCGGUACCUGGCAAGGGAUUAUCAAUCAGCUCGAUUAUAUCCAAGGAAUGGGAUUCACAGCCAUCUGGAUCACCCCUGUGACUGAUCAGUUCUACGAGAGCACUGGCGAUGGAACUUCGUACCAUGGGUAUUGGCAGCAGGAUAUAUACGAGGUCAACCCUAAACUAGGUACUUCAGAUGACCUGAAAAGCCUGGCAGAUGCACUGCACAAACGGGGCAUGUAUCUGAUGGUGGAUGUGGUUCCUAACCACAUGGGAUACAAGGGCAUCGGUUCCUCGGUUGACUACAGCGUCUUCAAUCCGUUCAGCUCCUCUAGCUAUUUCCAUCCCUAUUGUCUCAUCUCGAACUAUAAUGAUCAAUCGAGUGUCGAGAACUGCUGGCUAGGAAGUACCACUGUCUCUCUUCCGGAUCUCGACACCUCGCAGUCCAAUGUCCGGACGAUCUGGUACGACUGGAUCCGGGAUUUGGUUUCGAAAUACUCCAUUGACGGGUUGAGAGUGGACACGGUCAAACAUGUCGAGAAGUCCUUCUGGCCGGGAUUCAACAGCGCUGCUGGCGUUUAUUGCGUCGGAGAGGUAUUUCAGGGAGACCCGGCAUAUACUUGCCCUUACCAGAACUAUAUGGAUGGAGUGCUGAACUACCCAAUUUACUACCCCCUUCUUCGCGCAUUCCAGUCCUCAAGCGGCAGCAUCAGCGACCUCUACAACAUGAUCAACUCGGUGGCCUCCAGCUGCUCAGACCCGACCCUGCUUGGAAACUUCAUCGAGAACCAUGACAAUCCUCGAUUUGCACAUUACACAAACGACUACUCCCAGGCCAAAAACGUCAUCUCCUUCCUCUUCCUCUCCGACGGCAUCCCCAUCAUCUACGCCGGCCAGGAACAGCACUAUGGUGGCGGCGAAGACCCCUAUAACCGCGAGGCCACCUGGCUGUCGGGCUACUCGACCUCCUCGGAGCUGUAUACCUUCGUCGCGCGCACGAAUGCCAUUCGUCGAUUAGCUGUGGCCAAGGAUUCGGGAUAUAUCACGUCUCGCAACACCCCCUUCUACCAAGACUCCAACACCCUCGCCAUGCGCAAAGGCUCUUCCGGCUCGCAGGUCAUCACCGUCCUCAGCAACCGCGGCUCCUCGGGAUCCUCCUACACCCUAACGCUCAGCAACACGGGCUACUCAUCCGGCGCAUCCCUCACAGAACUAUACACCUGCACGUCCAUCACCGCUGGCUCAUCCGGCUCCCUCGCCGUCCCUAUGUCAUCGGGCCAGCCGCGCGCCAUCGUCCCGUCCUCCUGGCUCAGCGGCAGCGGACUAUGCGGGUCCUCGACGCCGUCCACAACGCUAACCACUACGACGUCUCAGACCAGCACCUCCUCCGGCCCAACUACCACCACUACCUGCGUCGCCGCGUCUUCUCUAGCCGUGCUCUUCAAGGAAAUCGUCACCACGACGUACGGCGAGAGCGUUUAUUUGACGGGCUCGAUUGCGCAGCUGGGGAGUUGGAAUCCCGCCAACGGUGUCGCGCUGUCGGCGGAGCGGUAUACCUCGGCGAAUCAUCAGUGGGAUGCCACGGUUGAGUUGGCCGUCGGGACCACGUUCGAGUAUAAGUUCGUGAAGAAGACGGCCGGCGGGAGCUUUGUUUGGGAAAGUGAUCCCAAUCGGAAGUUUACGGUGCCUGCGGGGUGUAAGGGGGGUAGUGUUGGGGUGGAGAGCUCGUGGAGGUGAUUUUGCUUGUCUUGUUUCUAUCAAGGUUGGAGGGAUUGGGUCGUUAUUCAUGGAAUGGGAUUAU
This is a messenger RNA of Aspergillus steynii IBT 23096, 2139 nucleotides long. Its product is annotated as putative alpha-amylase. The transcript is spliced from 9 exons. Gene Ontology annotation, molecular function: calcium ion binding; starch binding; alpha-amylase activity. Bases 183 to 2075 code for a protein of 630 amino acids. Lineage: Eukaryota; Fungi; Ascomycota; Eurotiomycetes; Eurotiales; Aspergillaceae. The record is from RefSeq and is a predicted model, not a curated record. Gene Ontology annotation, biological process: carbohydrate catabolic process.